Molecule: messenger RNA, 1885 nt
Organism: Bursaphelenchus okinawaensis
Lineage: Eukaryota; Metazoa; Nematoda; Chromadorea; Rhabditida; Aphelenchoididae
Source: the annotation of a GenBank genome assembly
AUGGAUUCUUCACAAAAAAUAUACGAGUAAGUUAAAUUCUAAAUUUUUUACAAAUAUUUUUACUGGAAUUUACCACCUUAUACUUGUCCAUAAACUGCUACACUUUCCUUUUUUAUUUUUUCCUUGUAAGUCAUGUUUUCAACCGCUAAAAACUUUACAUAAACCGUUUUAAAUUUAACCUUUAAACUUAAUUUUAACGUUUCUUAAAGUUGCAAUUUAUCACACACAAUGAAACAUUUUUGUCCUAACAAACAGAGUGUUUAUUAGCAACGUUAGUUGUUAUGUACAAACAUUGAACGACUUGACUCAAACAAUCUGUGUAAUUCGGGUCAAGUCUCGCCUUGCUUUUAUCGAUAUUUUUUAAUUUUACAAAUUUACUUUUUUGAAGAAAGUAAAUGUAAAUAACUAAAAUAUGUUUUAAAAACCUGUCUAUUAUUUGAAUUUUUUAUAUUAUAUUUUAAAUUCGGUUUAGGUCUUACUAAAAAAUUGGUGUGUAUAGAAGGAUAGACCACUUUGUUAGGUUGGAAUUUAGUUUGUAUUGUAUCUUUGCGUUUUGCACGUAUACGAAACGUUACUGUUUAACAUAAUAUGUAACAUUUGUUUCCUUUUUCAGCAUAAAUAUGGAAGAAGAGUAUAUUGAACCAUUAACAGACGAGCUAACACCGAACGAAGCCAGCACCUCCAAGGUACAAUAUUGACUUUUUUGUUUUGGUUUUAGGAGCUGUUUGAUCUAAAAUGGAGUUUUUAUUUCGCUGAUGAUUUGAGAAGUUGUUUUAUAUGUUUUUAAUGGUAUAGAGAAGGUUGUAGGUUGGAAAACGUCAUUUAAAACUUUGUGAUUCUUGUGUUAAACAUAGCUGUGAUAUUUUAUGUGUAUUUUUUUAGGAGGUCUCCCCAACGCUUCAAAAUGAGACUUCAGCAGAACAAGUGGAUGUAUCAGAAGAAGUUGCAGAUCAAUCAGUAAGAGACAGCCUUCCAGAAGAGGCUGUACUAUCACAAGUAAGUUAAGGUGACGCCUUUUUAGACCACCAUUCAAAGUGAUGACUUUUGCUAUAAAAAUUCCUUCAAAGAAUAGCUAAUAACUUGAAAUUCUGAAGGCAUGUAGGUCUGCACAGGCUUCAAUUAACAGGUUGUAUGAGUAAGGCUAACCCUUUUCAGACCUCUAAUUCAAAGCCGAAUUCGACAGCUAAAACUAACAACAAGAAUAAACGCAAAAGUAAGGCAAAAGCAACAAAAAAGAAGAAGGCAUGGGAAGCCGAUGAUAGUGAUGGGCAUGAAGAUCCUGAUCCACAAUUAGAUCCAGUCAAAAUUGACUAUGAGGCAUUGUGUACUGAUCCCAAAUAUGACAAUGAGGGAGAUGUGUGGGUAUGGGACGCUCAUCAGUUUACAUAUCAAAGCAUUCGACGGUUUGGUUUGAGGAAUCCGAUCGUAUUUACUGGACAACAAGAUGUUCUCGGUGUUGAGUAGGUUUUUAUUUUAAUAUUUUGAUAUUUUAGGUAAAAAAUGACUAGGUACAGGGACGUCGUUUGGGGGAGGGGGAGGGGUACCCCCUCAAAAAAAUUGCACAGGUAUACCUGUACGCGAAAAAACGAAAAAAACAAAUUUUUGAUAAAUCGGUCCACAGGUCACUGUAGACCAAAAAUUUUUUUGAUCUCCCUCUCUCCCAGAGAAAAUCCGUAGCGACGUCCCUGACUAGGUAUAUAUUGUUUUUGUUGUUUUUUAAACAGACCUAUGGGUUUUUAAUACAUUAUGAGACAAUGAAUGCUAAAUGAUUAACUUUUUCAGAAUCCCGGACAUUGAUUACAAUGGAAUAACGGAUAACAUUGAUCCAGCUACGAAAAUUGACGUUUUUGAUCACAAAUCGGAGAAACUAAAAAUAUGUUGGUGA